UCCCUUGUUUCUGGAGCAAGAGGCGGGCCUUUGGAAAGCUGGAAUGCGCUGGAAGUUUUCCUGCAAGCUCCCCUUCACAUGUGGAAGAGCGUCCGUCCCGCGCCUCAAUAUGGACAUGUGGCCGCUGGUGCUCCUGUUCGUCCAGCUCUUCUUCUGCUCCGGAUAUGAAGGGUCAGGACAGUAUGCCUACGGAGACGACGAGGACUGGCAUUCUCGUAGAUAUAAAGGGACACCGUGGUGUGCGCCCAUUAAGGUGAAACAUGGUGACGUAAGCUGUCGCACACCCAGAGGAGAGCACUACAGGAACGUGAUGGGGACACGCUGCAAAAUCCGCUGCAAGCAGGGAUACGAGGCCCAGAGCUCGGAGGUGGUGUGUAUGGCCAGCAAACACUGGUCCUCUAACUACGCCUGCAGAGAGAUUCGCUGUCCCAAGCUGAACAUGCCGGCUAACGGUGGCUACAAGUGUUCGGACGGCUCCUACUUCAACUCUCGCUGUGAGUUUUUCUGCUCCCCUGGAUUCAGUCUUAAGGGCCAAAAGACGGCAACCUGCCAGUACAGCAAGGUGUGGAGCGCCGGGGUCCCCACCUGUGUCGAUAUGGAUUCUCCAAAAAUCAAGUGUCCUAAUGUGAAGGAUAAAUGGGCAGAACCAGGAAAACUGACAGCGCGGGUGACCUGGGACACUCCAGAGGGUGUAGACACUGCAGAUGGCAUCCUCACAGACGUUAUCCUGAAAGGAAAACCUUCAAAAUCAGACUUCCCAGAGGGGCUCCAUAAGAUGUCCUACACUGUGUUUGACCGCGCAGGGAACAAAGGAUCCUGCCGCUUUACUGUCAGAGUGCGAGUGCGUCGCUGCAGCCCACUAUUUCCCCCAGACAACGGUUAUAUGAAGUGUGACAGUGACGGAGACAACUAUGGGGCCACUUGUGAAUUCACUUGCACCGGCGGCUACGAGCUGCAGGGCAGCGCUGCCAGAGUGUGUCAGUAUGGACUCACCUGGUCUGGCACAGACACAAACUGUGCACCCAUGAACAUUAACGUGGGAGUGCGUACGGCUGCUGCACUGCUGGACCAGUUCUAUGAGAAACGACGGCUCCUCAUUAUCUCGGCCCCGACGGCUGCCAAUCAUAAUUACCGAUUCCAGAUGACUAACUUACAGGUGAGGCAUGACUCACAGGGAGAACAUGAGUUGUUAAUUGACAAUAAAGCUGACUUCGACUUGGACUUUGACAGCAGCUCACAGUUCAAAGACAAGUUUGAGGCUGCAUUUGACUCUACUAAGACUAUUCCAACUGCAAACAACACUCGCUGGAAUAGCACUUUCAAACAAGUGAAGGCCCUCACAGCUCUGGACCAUAAAGCUCUGACUGAAAUGUGUAGCAAGGAUUAUGAAGAAGUGGUAUUCAGCACUCACACUUUGAUCUCUGAGGUUGAGAACUUGAUGGACAGCGAAGGUGAAGAGCGUGGAGCCACAGAUGGAGAUCCAUCCAGUGAUUUACCUCCAGUCAAAUGCCCACGCCUUCUUACUCGCUACAAAGCUCACAAAAAGCGCAGCUCAGGCCAGGGUUUAAGCGUCAGAACACAGAUAAGCAAAUACUUUGAUGCCAUACAGGACACUGACAGUGAUAAUGCACUUGUCUUCUGGAUGGUGGAUCGCAGAGCCCUGGGCGACAGGGACAAGGUGACUGUCACUGACUCAUUAUUAGGCUCCCCCUGA
Morone saxatilis (striped sea-bass) is the source of this 1714-nucleotide messenger RNA. RefSeq names its product sushi-repeat containing protein X-linked (gene srpx). The transcript is spliced from 11 exons. The record is from RefSeq and is a predicted model, not a curated record. NCBI's taxonomy places the organism in Eukaryota, Metazoa, Chordata, Actinopteri, Moronidae. Bases 44 to 1714 code for a protein of 556 amino acids.